CCAAAUCUGAGCAUGGGGGGGCCAUUCUUCACUAUUGCCGCCAAAGAGGCCGGAUCCGGGGUCGUUCACAUCGACUGGAACGACGAUCGUGCGAUUUAUGCUUUUGUUUUUGCAGUAGGUGAUUGGGAGGGGGGAGAAUUUUGUGUGCCGCAACUGGGCAUCAAAAUCCCUGUGCGCCCUGGGCAAGUAUUGGCGGUCCUAGCUCGGGUCCUAGCUCAUUUUAGUGCCCCUGUUACAAGCGGUCGUAGAAUCGUUUUCACUUGCUUCACCGACCGCUUACUUUUCCGUCACCGUCCCACGGAUGAUAUCCCAGUUAUUGUCAUUGCGUAG
Molecule: messenger RNA, 330 nt
Organism: Suillus clintonianus
Lineage: Eukaryota; Fungi; Basidiomycota; Agaricomycetes; Boletales; Suillaceae
Exons: 1
Source: RefSeq, a predicted model, not a curated record